CCAUUCUACAAUCAGCUGACACGCAAAUUCGCUCUAUUAUCAGUUAGAUUGGAAGUCCUAUUAUUAUGUUUACUUAGCUCUUUUUGAAAACACUUAAAUGUGAAUCACAAGUGUGGGCGAUUAGACCAUCCCUGUUCUGUUCCGAUACCCCUAUCAGCAACACGGCCGGCUCUAAAAAGCUGUUGAAAUGCGAGACACAAAGCAGUGAAAUGUGGACAAAGGAGCAACGAAUCAACAGCCAAAUGAGCCGCACUUGGAAUCCGGCUAAUGGCGAGGAGCAAUGCGCCCUCCUGGCGGUGGAAAGUUCUGGGAGCUCGGCCGCAGCUGCCUCCGGAUCCGACGAUGAGGCGGUUACCAGCAGUGGAGCACCCCGCACCAAAACCCAGCUGAGAAAGCUACAGCACAGGACUCGCAUGCCGCAGCCCAGGAUGUUAAGACGCCUCGGCUGCUACACGCUGAGUGCUUUCGUUAUCUUCCUGCUGCUCCUGGUCUACCUGCCACUCAUAUACUUGGAUGGACACAAGCGUUGUGCUGGCCUGCCCGACUGGACUCUGGAGACCUCCCGUAGCACAACCGACUACCUGGAUCCCGGUCGCGAAACGGCCCUCAUUGUUCCCCGGGACUUUUGCCGGAACAAGACCUUCCUGGUAAUCGCCGUGUGCACCGGCGUGUCAAACUUUGUUCAGCGGCAGACCAUCCGCGAAUCCUGGGGAAACACCACCGAGUUCAACUAUCCAGCCUUUGUCAAGCUCCAUGGUCACCUCAAGGGGCAUUACCUGCCGCCAAUGCCGGAGCGCCUGAAGCUGUACGAGGAUUACCUGAGCGGCGAGGGUGACUCGUUGACCGCAUCUGUAAAAAUUGUAUUCAUUGUUGGCCGCCAGGGAGAUGAGGCCCUUGUGGGCAACGAGACACUCACUCGCAUUCACACUGAAGCGGACCAGUACAAUGACAUCAUUCAGGAGAACUUCGUAGACAGCUACAAUAAUCUCACACUCAAGUCAGUGAUGGCUCUAAAGCACAUCAGCCGCAGUUGCUCCAAUACCUCGGUCUUCUUCCUCAAGUGCGACGAUGAUACCUUUGUGAAUGUGCCUAAUUUGUUGCACUUUCUGCUCGGCGGAACUAUACCAUUGUACAACGAUACACUGGACUAUCAUGACCGCUCCACCUUCUUGGCCACUGCACCGCAGAACCGGUUGAAAGCCACCAGCGAGGUGAUGUACGGGCAUCAGUUCUGCAACGUGGUGCCGGUCAGCGAAGUAAGCAGCAAGUGGUACAUGCCCUCGUACAUGUAUAAGCCGGAGACAUAUCCCAAAUAUCUUUCCGGAGCCGGCUAUCUGCUGUCCAUCGAUGUGGUGCAGCGUCUGUUCGAGGCCUCGCUCAAUACGACACUGGUCUACCUGGAGGACGUGUACAUCACUGGGCUGUGUGCGCAAAGGGCGAAGAUUAAGCGCCACCACCACCCGCUCUUCAGCUUCGCCCACUCAAAACAGCCAUGUGCUUUUAAAGGCAGCAUCACACAGCACCAGAUGAAAGACGACAGCAUGGUGGAGGCAUGGCACCAUGUGGCCAACUACUCCAUCAAGUGUCCGCCACCGGGGCGUUACUUCAGUCAAAUGCGAUUGCGUAAGCGUCAGAAUUGUUAAGACUCUAGGCUCCGCCUACCCAUUCCCCCUGCUCUCUGAAGAACCCGAAAUACUAUACUUUUGUUGCUUCGAUUGAUAUUUUUGAACUUAGUUCCUGAAAAUACUUGUAUACGUUCUUUGGAUAAGAUAAAGAUUUGUUUGUAGAUUAUAAUCAACUGACUUGAUGUAACCAGGCAAAGGUGAUAUAUAACCGCUAAUGGUGAUUCUAGUUCAAAGUUUUGAGUUGCAUACAGUUUUUGUUUGCUAAACAAGCUCAUUAAAUUGCUAAAUUAUUCUUAACUCUGAGUAUUCCUAAAUUUAAUAACAAAAAUUGUACAAAACUCAUGCAGUGUAAAUGUAUUAAAAUUGGUAAACGCCUAGCACCCAAUCUCCAUAUCAAUGUUAAAAGUAAUGCACAAGCGAGAUAUCGGAUAUAUCUAGAUUUCUGAAUCUUCCCAGAAACUAUUUAAAUAAAUAGACUUUAAGUGUAAGUAUUUAUUUAUUGUUUAUAUUAAAUUAUAUCAAAUAUAUUUAAAAACUUUA
This is a messenger RNA of Drosophila suzukii, 2165 nucleotides long. It is a transcript of the gene GalT1, whose product is annotated as beta1,3-galactosyltransferase 1. Lineage: Eukaryota; Metazoa; Arthropoda; Insecta; Diptera; Drosophilidae. Gene Ontology annotation, molecular function: hexosyltransferase activity. The record is from RefSeq and is a predicted model, not a curated record. Gene Ontology annotation, cellular component: Golgi membrane.